AUGGGAAUACGAUGGCCGUCGCGUCCUGUUCAAACGUCGAAUCACCGACGCGCCAACGUUUCCGCGAUCGUAACGCACGACGACGACGACGACGACGACGACGACGACGACGACAAAAACAGCUACGGGUACGAGAGCGAAAUCAACAGCGCCGACGACGACGAGCACAACGACAACGACAACGACAACGAAAAGUACAACGAAGAGGGCAACGACAACGACCCCGACCUGACACCGGCACCGACGAGACGUGGCGCUGUUCUCGAGAUUUCGAUCAAUCGAAACGAAUGGAAACCCGGAUCGGUCGAGCAGGAACGACCGAUAGAGAAACACGUACGCAAAGUCCGUGGUUCGAACGCGGAGCAGAAGGACAAUUCGCGCGAUAAACCGUGGGAACGACGAUAA
Molecule: messenger RNA, 405 nt
Organism: Dufourea novaeangliae
Lineage: Eukaryota; Metazoa; Arthropoda; Insecta; Hymenoptera; Halictidae
Product: nonsense-mediated mRNA decay protein 2-like
Exons: 2
Coding region: 1-405 (134 amino acids)
Source: RefSeq, a predicted model, not a curated record